Messenger RNA from Hemisphaericaspora subhashii, 492 nucleotides. It is a transcript of the gene VMA11, whose product is annotated as H(+)-transporting V0 sector ATPase subunit c'. Gene Ontology annotation, cellular component: proton-transporting V-type ATPase, V0 domain. The coding region runs from base 1 to 492 and encodes 163 amino acids. Gene Ontology annotation, biological process: proton transmembrane transport. NCBI's taxonomy places the organism in Eukaryota, Fungi, Ascomycota, Pichiomycetes, Serinales, Debaryomycetaceae. The transcript has a single exon. The record is from RefSeq and is a predicted model, not a curated record. Gene Ontology annotation, molecular function: proton-transporting ATPase activity, rotational mechanism.
AUGUCAGACGUCUUAGGAGAUGAAUACUACCCUGCAUUCGCCCCCUUCUUAGGCUUUGGUGGAUGUGCAGCUGCCAUGAUGUUAAGUUCAGCAGGAGCUGCCAUUGGUACCGCCAAAUCAGGUAUAGGUAUUGCCGGUAUUGGGACCUUCAAACCCGAAUUAAUCAUGAAAUCAUUGAUUCCAGUAGUCAUGUCAGGUAUUUUAUCAGUCUAUGGAUUGGUGGUUGCUGUUUUGAUUGCGGGUGGAUUGGCCCCAGGGGAAGGAUAUAGUUUAUUUAAUGGAUUUAUGCAUUUAGCUUGUGGUUUAGCUGUUGGUUUCAGUUGUUUGGCUUCUGGAUAUGCAAUUGGGAUUGUGGGAGAUGAAGGGGUGAGACAGUUUAUGCAUCAACCUAGAUUGUUUGUUGGGAUUGUGUUGAUUUUGAUUUUUGCUGAAGUUUUGGGAUUAUAUGGAAUGAUUAUUGCUUUGAUUUUAAAUACCAAGGGAAGUGGUUAA